GCAUGUCCCCGUGUAAUGUGUGUCUAGUGUUAGUAAACAGUCAUUCUGUAUGGCGACUUAGUGCAGCACAGUCGCCUGAAUACCAGGAGACAGCAUAGAAAGGAUCAUGUGGCUGCUGCAGUGUGGUGUCGUGUUAGGCAUCCUGUUUCUCCUCAUCCUGGUUGCAGCGCUCCGCUUGUUCGCUUUCUUCACGAAAGGCAUCUGCCGUAGCACUGCCAGCAUGAAGGGCAAGACGGUCAUUAUUACUGGGGCCAACUCAGGUAUUGGCAAAGAGACAGCCCGUGACCUUGCCAGGAGAGGAGCCAAAGUUAUUAUGGCCUGCAGAAACUUGGAGACUGCACACAAAGCAAGGGAUGAAAUCAUAAAGGACACAGGGAACGAAGAAGUGAUCGUGAAGAAGCUGGACUUAAGUUCUCUCAAAUCGGUCCGUGACUUUGCCGACGACAUCAACCGCACAGUGACAAAAGUUAACGUCUUGGUGCACAAUGCAGGACUGGCAUACAUGUUUGACCCCAAGAUCACUGAAGAUGGAUUAGAACUAACAAUGGGAACUAACCACUUCGGCCCAUUCCUCCUGACACAUCUUCUAAUUGGAUUGCUGAAGCAGUCAACACCAAGCCGUAUUGUUAUAGUGGCCUCAGAGCUGUACCGCCUUGCCAAUCUGAACUUGAACAACCUCAACCCUGUAAGUGGUUUUCCUGCAUAUUUGUACUAUGUAUCCAAAUAUGCCAACAUUGUGUUUGCACAGGAGCUGGCCAGAAGACUUGAAGGCACAGGAGUAACUGUAAACAGUCUGCAUCCUGGCAUGAUUGACUCAGGAAUAUGGAGAAAUGUACCAUUUCCAUUAAGUCUGCCACUAAAAAUCAUAAUCAAAGGUUUCUUUAAGUCUCCUGAAGAAGGUGCCCAGACAACCAUAUACCUGUCAGUGUCUGAAAGUGUGGAAGGCGUGUCUGGAAAAUAUUUUCUCGACUGCAAGGAAUACUCUCUGUCACAUCGGGCCAAGGAUGCUGCAACAGCAAAGAAACUGUGGGAGCUGAGUGAAACAUUUGUUGGUUUGAAGCCAAAUGACCCACACAUUUGAACUUCAUUGUAUCAGUUAGAAGACUGCAAAUGGUGGGCAUAAAUGUUAAAGUAAAUACGUGGAAAUUUGAAGUUUGAAAUUAAAAAUGAUAGUCCUGAUACACAUUGAAUUGUUUGUGUAUGAGAGAAAUAGAGAGAGAGCAAAAUGGAUGUAGAGAGAGUACGUGAACUGAUUCAUACAAGAAUAUAUUUUAUAGUUUAUUAUUGAUACUUUGAGAAUAAAAAUGCAAUUUUGCUCUGAAGAAAUACCUUAACUCUACCUUUUUCCAAUUGUUAUCAUUCUGCACAAUACAUUCUACUGACAGAAAUGUAUGUGUCCUAUGAAAAUCAACCUUACCAUUGUCGAUGAGGAAACGUUUAUCUGUGUUAACAUACAACCAGCCAGAUCUAAGAAUUUAGAUUUUAAUGCCAUAUUUUACCCCUAUGUAUUAAAAUAUAUUAUUAUUUGUAUCUUGA
Zootermopsis nevadensis is the source of this 1536-nucleotide messenger RNA. Its product is annotated as retinol dehydrogenase 14. Lineage: Eukaryota; Metazoa; Arthropoda; Insecta; Blattodea; Termopsidae. The record is from RefSeq and is a predicted model, not a curated record.